This is a messenger RNA of Vicia villosa (hairy vetch), 744 nucleotides long. RefSeq lists its product as uncharacterized. Lineage: Eukaryota; Viridiplantae; Streptophyta; Magnoliopsida; Fabales; Fabaceae. The record is from RefSeq and is a predicted model, not a curated record. The transcript has 3 exons. The coding region runs from base 1 to 744 and encodes 247 amino acids.
AUGCAGGCUGUAACAACUGUAACCUAUCAGUUUAGCAUAAAUGGAAAGAUAACUAGGAAGACGAAAGAUUUAAAGGAUCUCCCUGAGUUCAAGUUUCAUAGCAAAUGUGAGAAUCUGAAUCUGAUUGACCUGAGUUUUACUGAUGAUCUUUUACUGUUCUUAAGGGGAGAUAAGCAAUCUGUGCAGAUGAUGAUGGAAAGAUUCAAUAGUUUCUCCAAAUCCACAGGGCUUUAUGUCAAUCCAGCUAAAUGCAAAGCUUAUUAUGGUGGUAUUAGUGACUCUGACAUGCAGCAAAUUGAGGAGAUUAUUGGGUUCCACAAGGGUAAAGACUUGAAGACAAAGAAAUCCCAUAUUGCCGGGGAGAGAGUUUGUGCUCCUCAGAGUAAGGGAGGCCUUAACAUCAUCAACAUGUAUGCGUGGAAUAAGGCCUGUAUGGUUAGGCUUCUCUGGAACCUGUGCAAGAAAAAAUAUAGCAUGUGGGUGAGGUGGGUCCACAUGUACUAUGUCAAGGAGGAUAAUGUCAUGGAGAUGAACAUAAAGGACUCUUUCUCUUGGAUUUUCAAGAGGAUCAUAAAUCUCAGGGGUCAGAUGCAUGGCCUAAGGCAAUGGGAUGUUAUGAUGCAGAUGGAGAAGUUUAAGAUGAAGGCUUUUUACUGUGAUUUUCUGGAGCAUACCAGCAAUGUUGUUUGGAUAGGACUGCUUUUUGGUAACUCUGUUAGGCCUCGUGCAAAAAUUUCCUUAUAG